AUGGAAGAAAAAGAAGCCACUAUUAGCUUUACACCUAAAAAGGCUAUAACUACUAAACACAAUAGGCAUUUUUCUUACACCCCUUCAGUAAGCUGCUCUGUAAAAGUCCCUCAAACACACUAUGACUACAGAACAGUUUCAAAUAACACACCCACAAAUCAGAACUUCUCAGACCGUAAGCAGAAUUCACUGUUACAGAAUUUACAGAAGCAAGUGAACGAAAAGCUUUCCAAUGCAAAUGCAAGGAAUCAUUCGUCUGAACCACCAACAGAUGACUCAAGCCAAGAGCACAUCAAUGUCUCUACACAAUGUGAUGACUCAAUCACAAAUUCUAAUGCCUGCUUUAUAUUUUAUAUAAAAAUAAAAUAAAAUAAAAAGAUUUUCUGAUUAUUUUUCUUUUUUAUAUAAAAAUAAGUUUUAAUUACUAGAAAUUUUAACUUAUUUUUAUUUAUGAAGGAUAACCAGAGUAAAGCUGCAAUUAUAUAAAACUAACACAAAUAUCUCCAAAUCCUCCACAAAAUCAAGCGAAAAAAAGCUUCCUACAAUGAAAUGUAACCUCCCAAAAAGUCCUAUAGAAAACCCGAAACCAAAAGAAAAGAGGUCAAAAUACAUAAAACCAAGGGUCGUGGUAGAACUUCGGCAUUUAGAAGCUAUGGUUGAUGCAAAAAUUUCUCAAGGACAAAAACUGUUUAUAGGUGAUAGAUUACCGCCUAUAAGAAUUCCAGAAGAAAAAACAAGCACAGAAUUUUCCAAUGAAAAUGCAUAUAAGCAUCAACGAAAUAUAUCGACAAGGGAAAGUGUAAAUAAAUCAAAAUCCGUCACUCCUAGUAAGGAAAGCAGAAGAUGCCAAAACCCUAUUAAGCCUGCAAGGUUUCUUUCUGUUGAAGAAAUAGAAAGUCAGAUCGGGAAUAAUAAAGAGUUUUCUUUUAAACCACACAGAAAUAUCAGCCUUGAUAUGAAAUUAUUAAGAGAAACUGAUGAAAUAAUCACACAGAAAAAACUUGAGAUGGACAAAAUUGCAAGAAUUUAUGAAGCCACCUUGAAAAAAUCAAGCAUCUUGAAAAAUGCGAAGAAUUUUGAGGAUACUUGGAACUGGAGCUCCCCUGAAUCGAGCCCAACUCCAGCUAAAGCUGUAAGUUUCGAGCAAAAAGCGGAGUCUCAAGACUAUUUAUAA
Blepharisma stoltei is the source of this 1174-nucleotide messenger RNA. Lineage: Eukaryota; Ciliophora; Heterotrichea; Heterotrichida; Blepharismidae. The record is from the annotation of a GenBank genome assembly.